GUCUGCCCGUCAACGACGACGGGCAGCCACGUUUCAUCGACCGAGCAGACAAGUUCUAUCUUUUCUUUUUUUCUGGUGAUCCCACUAAGAUAUAUCGAUAAAAACAACGCGUCUAUUGGUGACGAUCCACACAGUGUGUGUACGAUCGGUCGAGCGGUGAGAGCAGCCGCGAGGAACUCAACACGCUCACGCAGAUUUCCGUCGUUUCUGCACGUCGUUGCCGGCUUGAAAACGUCACGUGUGGUGCCGGACAAAGAGAAACAGAGAGAGCAUAUGCGAUAGUAUCGUAAACGCGUCGCAUCCCCGCACGUUAAGUGGACGAGAGAACGCUCAGAUAGGAUAUAUGUUAGCGUGCUUUGACUUCGGUGAAGACCGGUGAGACGUGCUGUGCUACUGCGCCCCGACGACAACGCGGAGAGGCUCUUACAAGACUGUGGCUCCCUGGAGAUCGGCGAGGAACGCCAGCGUCGGGUCGCUAUGAUGGAGUCCCUGUGCCAGGUGAACGGCACGAAGAGCAACGGAGGCAACGACAACAGCGCGAACAAUGGCAACAACAACAACCACAACUCAGACUGUCCGGAUCCGCAGCAGAGGCUGGCUGUGCUCAGUUUCGAGCAAGUUAGACGAUUGAAUGAUGUGAUGAACGAGGUGGUGUGCAUCCACGGUCGUGGUAACUUUCCUACUUUGGAAGUCAGAUUGAGAGACCUGGUUACCGUGGUCCGUAGCAAAUUAGAGUCUGACCCGAGCAACGGUGGUGCAGGUAUGAGGGUACGGGACAUCAGGUUGAACGGCGGCGCGGCUUCUCACGUUUUGGCCACCGAGUCGCAACCGUAUAAUGAUCUGGACUUAAUAUUCGCCGUGGAAUUGUCGAGCGGGCGAAACUACGACAAGGUGAAGGCCGCGGUGCUUGGCUCGUUAUUCGAUCUGCUGCCAGAAGGUGUGAGCCGUAAACGUAUCACCACGUGCAGCUUGAAAGAGGCGUACGUGAGCAAAAUGGUGAAAGUGAAUAACGACGGAGACCGGUGGUCCUUGAUUUCCCUUGGGAACUCACGAGGUCACAGGAACGUCGAACUGAAGUUCGUCGACUCGAUGAGGCGGCAGUUCGAGUUCUCGGUCGACUCGUUCCAGAUCGUGCUCGACUCGCUGCUCCUGUUCUACGAGUGCAGCAAGCUACCAAUUGGCGAGAACUUCUACCCAACCGUGGUCGGUGAAUCGGUGUACGGUGAUUUCCAGGAGGCGUUAUACCAUCUUCACAAAAAACUGAUCUCGACGAGGCAUCCGGAAGAGAUCCGCGGCGGCGGCCUGCUCAAAUACUGCAAUCUCCUGGUUAAGAUGUACAAACCCUCUCAGCCUGACUAUAUAAAAACCCUCGAGCGAUACAUGUGCUCGAGAUUCUUCAUCGAUUUCCCGGACAUCAGCCAGCAACGGGCCAAACUCGAGAACUACCUGUGGAACCACUUCGUCGGUCCCGAGGAGGAAGCCCUCAAGUACCAGUACCUGAUGUUGCUUCACAGCGUGGUGGAAGAGUCCACCGUGUGCCUGAUGGGUCACGAGAGACGACAGACCCUAGCUCUCAUCGAGAACCUUGCGUAUCAGGUGUUCUGCCAGGAGCAACAGCAACGAUUGACGAAUCAUCAGCAGGCACCUCCUGGACCGCCCACCACAUACGUUUACGCGAACGGUUACUAUUACGCUCCAGUGAUACCCACCGCGUGCUACACGUGCACGUGCAACUCGUGGAUGGCGUGCUCGUCGUGAUGCGACAUCGACGCCAACGCCAUCGUCGCCACUAGCACCGCCAUCAACACCGCUACGACCACCACCGGCACGAUCACCGAUGUCCGCGAUAACUCUAUGAUCUUUAUUGACCACGGAACCAUCGACGAGCCUCUGCUUACCGACCAGGGGGGCAAUCGUCCUCAACCAGGUUACGAUCGACGUAAUUCGGAUCGUCGUGGUUCGUGUUUAUCCAACAAUCUCGAGAAAGACGCUUGUCGAUCAUUGAUCGUUCACGACAGCGGGUCAAAGGAGCAAAAUCGUUUGCUCCUCAGUUGACGCUUGGACACGCGUCGAACAUCGAACACCGACCGAACCAGAGUGUGACGUAGACGAGAAAGAUUCUCGUCGGAAUAAAACGGAGGAAGAUAAAACCCGCGGUGAUCGAUUCGCCAAAUGGAUCGUGGGAGGACGGUGUUUAUCGUUCGAGAGGGUUGGUGACAGUGAACAAAAACAACAAAAACGAAAGAAACAGCUUCGCGGAAGACUGAAGAGAUCCAGGAGAAGAUCAAAUUCUAACCUAACAGCAGAAACAUUUGUAAUACUGCGCGUUUACGUCCCGGUGUAUCUUUCUGUUUCUCCUGGGCGCGUUUAUUCAACUCCGGUGGACGAUCAGUUGUCGCGGGAGGAAGGACCAAAACACAAUGGUAUUUGCUGUAAAAACGGUCGUAGGGGAUCAACAGAGAGACUAAAGACUCCAAACGAAAUAAAAAAAAAAAAACAGAAAAAAAACGUUGAAAUAAAGAAAGAUAAAGAAACCAAGCGGAACGAAUAUAUAGAAGAAGUAACAAAAAAUGAAUGUGUUGUGCCUAACGAAUUCGAACGGAUGGUGGAGAGAAACGGAAACCGCAAUUGCGCACGCGCGGUGAAAACAUGCGAUGAAUAUACCCGGUAAACUAAUUAUACUAUUGUCGGUGUGCGCGUCGAUGAAACGAGACGGACGCAUAUAUGAGUCGCAACAGUGGCGCGAGAGAGACAGAGACUGUGCGCGCGUUGAGAAAAGAACACACACGCUUUUCAGAGUCCCCGGGAGGACGGUAGCGCCGCCAUGCGGUGGCGUCAGUUCACUAAGUGAUACCGUAUGGAACCGGAAGGAGGGAAGUCAAUUUCGAAGGCGGAGGAACGACGACGAAACGGAAUCGGAAGCUGUACGGAGAACAAUACCGAGGAGUUCGAAAGAAAGGAAAGAGAAGAAGAAAAAACGCCGACGACGAGGGAGAACAAACGAAGGGACAGAGGGCGCCUGGGAUCGGAUCGGAGAACGAAAGGAACGGCUGAUAGAUAGCGCGUACGAAGGCGUCCGUCAGCGUUCCACGGUCGCUCCUCUUUCUUUCCUCUUUUCCCAAAACGAAGAAAAAAGAAAAACAAAAAAAAAAAAAUG
Messenger RNA from Bombus impatiens (common eastern bumble bee), 3157 nucleotides. Its product is annotated as terminal nucleotidyltransferase 5C. Lineage: Eukaryota; Metazoa; Arthropoda; Insecta; Hymenoptera; Apidae. The record is from RefSeq and is a predicted model, not a curated record. The transcript is spliced from 2 exons. Gene Ontology annotation, molecular function: poly(A) RNA polymerase activity; RNA binding. Gene Ontology annotation, biological process: mRNA stabilization. Bases 478 to 1758 code for a protein of 426 amino acids.